This is a messenger RNA of Penicillium concentricum, 1035 nucleotides long. RefSeq lists its product as uncharacterized. The record is from RefSeq and is a predicted model, not a curated record. The transcript is spliced from 5 exons. NCBI's taxonomy places the organism in Eukaryota, Fungi, Ascomycota, Eurotiomycetes, Eurotiales, Aspergillaceae. Bases 1 to 1035 code for a protein of 344 amino acids.
AUGAGCAGCAUUUUCAUAACAGGUGUCACCGGCUUCAUCGGCGGCGAUGUGCUCUAUGGCCUCACCCAAACGUUGGCGGGCUCCAAGAUUGUUGCGCUUGUGCGCAACCAAAGCCAAGCAGCUGCAGUUACCGGGCGAUUCCCCACGGUGACACCACUCCUUGGCGAUCUGGACUCGAGCGUGGAGAUUAAGCAAGCGGCUUCCAAGGCCGAUAUUGUUCUUCACUUGGCAAGCUCAAGCCAUGAAGCCAGCGCUAAGGCCAUCGCUGAAGGACUUUCCACCAGUAAACAGGAAACCCCAACUUGGAUUCAGAUUGCCGGCGCCAGUAUGCUAGCCGGUUCGGAAGUGCAGACUAAGACAUUUGGCCAGCCUGUAUCAAAGGUCUACAAUGACCUGCAAGGAAUUUCCGAUAUUGAUGAGAUUGUUGGCAACUCCUCGAAGCGUGUUGUGGAUCACCUCGUGCGGGGUCUACCUUCUAGUAACCCUCGUGCUCGCACGGCCAUUGUGUACGGACCACUCAUUUACGGCAGGGGCCGAGGCCCCAUCAAUCAACGCAGUAUUCAAAUCCCACACCUUGCCCAAGCAUCUCUUCAAGCCGGUCGCGGUCUCCAUGUGGGCCGUGGCCUCAACACCUGGAGCACGAUUCACAUCGCGGACUUGACGAACCUGGUUGUGAAGCUGGCUUGUGAAGCUUCCAAGGCCAAGAACCCGCAGCUUUGGAAUGAGAAUGGUGUCUACUUCGCCGAGUCAGGAAAUAUUACCUUCGGAGAUAUCGCUAAGAAAAUAUCAACAUUUGCCCAUUCCCAAGGCUUCAUCAAGUCACCUGAAGUGGCCGAAAUUGAUGCCACGACUGCAGACCGACUUACCCCUCAUGGAUCAGUGAUUUGGGGAACCAAUGCCCGGUACCAAGCAAUUCGGGCUCGGGAACUCCUUGGAUGGUUCCCGGAACAACACGGAAUUGAUGAAGAGAUCCCACGGGUAGUUUUGUCUGAGGCGACGUCGCACCGCGCAAGGCCGACUGAGAAGCUGGCCUGA